This is a messenger RNA of Daktulosphaira vitifoliae (grape phylloxera), 4790 nucleotides long. Its product is annotated as ankyrin repeat and IBR domain-containing protein 1-like. Gene Ontology annotation, cellular component: cytoplasm; ubiquitin ligase complex. The record is from RefSeq and is a predicted model, not a curated record. The transcript is spliced from 22 exons. Gene Ontology annotation, biological process: protein polyubiquitination; ubiquitin-dependent protein catabolic process; positive regulation of proteasomal ubiquitin-dependent protein catabolic process. Bases 377 to 4231 code for a protein of 1284 amino acids. Gene Ontology annotation, molecular function: zinc ion binding; ubiquitin protein ligase activity; ubiquitin conjugating enzyme binding. Lineage: Eukaryota; Metazoa; Arthropoda; Insecta; Hemiptera; Phylloxeridae.
UGUAACAUCAGAUAUCUUUUGUCUUUGUAUACUUAUUUAAAACGCUUGAAAGAUGUUGAGUGUUAUUAUAUAAUACUGAGAUAGAUUCUAAAAAAUGAAGCUGGCAGUUUUAUACAUCAAUUAUAAUUUCGUAGUUAAAUUACGAAAUUAUAGUGAACUAUUUAAAAAUAUUUAUUAAGUAAAAUACAAUAUCAUUACAGUAAAAAUCAACACAGCUUAAAGAAGAUUAUUCAUAGUCCAACUUUUGUAUUAUUGUAUUUCUACCUCAUGAGAAAUAAAAUUAUGAAACUCACAGGAUGUAUUGUUCAAGUAAAAAUUUGUAGCGUACACAAAUGAAAAGUUAAAAAGAAAUGAUACAAAUAUUGAAAGACAUAAUAUGGGUGGUUCUUCUACCAAAUUUAAAAAACAUCUACAGCGAGGAGAUGAGUAUGCUGCUAUGCGGAUGUAUUCAAACUCUCCAGAGCUGAAAACUUUAGACCCUAAUUUAAGUUAUGGUGAAAACCAUAACAACAAUACUCUAUUACACUAUGCAGCUAAACAUGGAAUGAAACAUUUAUUAAGAGCAUUUUUAAAUGAACAUAAUGGAAAUCCAAACAAAAUAAAUAAUAUUAAUGAAACAGCACUUCACGCAGUUUGUUCUCUGUCUCCUCAAAGUUCAUAUUCCGCUCAUGAUCGUCGAGCUGCUUGUGUUACUCUGUUAUUGAAUUGGCAAGGAAACAAACUGUCUGAUGGACGUAGGGAGAAAAUAAAAUUGUGUGCUCAAGAUAUUGACGGAAAUACUGCUCUUCAUCUUGCUGCUGCCUCAGGCUUACAGUACUGUGUUGACUUAAUACUUGCAAAUGGUGGGGCUCCAAUUUUUAAAACAAAUAACCUCAAAUUAACUGCUUGUGAUUUAGCAGUGAAAAAUGGCCAUGAAACUUUAGCUCGAAAAUUAGAAUCUCGAAUGGUUUUUGGUGAAGACUUAAAAGAUAUUUUAUCUGCAGUUGAUGAAUACGAUUUUGGAGAAGAGGAAACAUAUGUUGGGUUACGCACUCAAGACUUGCAAGAAGCUAAAGACCAAUUACUUGUUGAAACAGCUGAUAUGUUAAACUUACCAUUAUUUACUGCAGAAGCUCUUCUUAGAAAUAAUGAGUGGUCUAGAGAAAUAUUACUUGAAAGAUGGGUAAGGGAUCCUGAUAAAUGUUGUCAAAUUGCUGGUGUUCAAGUUCCUAUUUCUGUGCAAUCAUCUAAAACAAUCUACUUAAAUGAAAUGCAACAAACUCAUUUAAAUGUAGAAGAUGCUCAACUUAACAAUACUUAUCUAACUAUAUGUGAUAUUUGUUUGAAUGAACUGCCAAAUUCUGACUGUCCAAUAAAGCUUUAUUGUGAACAUAUGUUUUGUAAUUCAUGUUGGAAACAAUACUUAACUUAUAAAAUUAAAAGGAAAGAUUCAAGUAAUAUAUUUUGCCCAGCUUUACACUGCCAUAUCCUUGUUCCAACUGAGUUAAUCGAAAAAGUUGUAAGUCCUGAAAUGGCUCGGAGAUAUUUUGACCUCAAUAUUGAAGCAUUUGUUGAAAAUAAUCGAUCCAUUAAAUGGUGUCCUGUUCCAAAAUGCGGUCUUGCAGUACGACUCCCAAUAAAUGCAAAAAAGUCAAAAAAUAGUUCAAAAAUAGCACGCUCAGUUGAUUGUGGUCGUGGGCAUUAUUUUUGCUGGGAAUGCAUGGGAGAUGCACACACACCUUGUAGUUGUGAUCAAUGGUCUCAGUGGAUGACAAAAAUAUCAGAAAUAAAACCAGAAAAAAUUCGAGAAACCACCGCUGAAUAUGAAGAAGCUGCUAAUAGUUUAUGGCUUGUAACUAAUUCUAAACCAUGUCCAAAUUGCAACUCUCCAAUUCAAAAAAAUGAAGGCUGUAAUCAUAUGAAGUGUACCAAAUGUAAAUUUGAAUUUUGUUGGGUAUGUCAAGAUAGCUGGAAAAAACAUGGAUCAGCUACAGGUGGUUUCUUCCGAUGCAAUCGUGCCACUGCUGCAUGUAAAGCUGAUGAACGAAGAGGACUUUUAUUAAAAGAGGCACAACAAAAAAAUAAACAAAGUUUAGAACUUAGUAAAUUUCUUCACUUUUACACUAAGUUCAAGAAGCAUGAAGUUACUAGACAUAUGGAAGAAUUAUUUGUCGAAAUUGUUAAAAAACGUAGAGCAGCUCUUGCUAUAGCAUUAAAUAUUCCUGAAGAUGAUGAGCGAACUAAAUUUGUUGAAGAUGCAGUAGUUGAAGUUCAAAAAGCAAAACGUGUUUUAUGUGCUUCAUAUGUUUAUGGUUUUUACAUGCAAAAUAGUGCUUAUAAUAAAAAUAUAUUAGAAUUUAUGCAGAAUGAGGUCGAAGAUGUAACUGAAAAAUUAGCUGGAAUGGUAUUACGUCAGUACUUAUGUAAUCCAAGAAGUGCAAUUAUUAAUACUACAUGUAUUUUAAGGCGUAAACGCCAUGAAUUUAUUAAUGCCAUAUCAGAUGGAUCUAUAUCGUUGGAAAUUAUGCAGACUUUACCACAAAAUUCUAACAAAACUAAAUCAAAUUCAAUUUCUCAGAAACAUAUGAAUGCUACUGCUAAGGAUUUAUUGAAAAAAGCAAUUGGGGAUUCUAUUCAAAUUGAUCCUGAUAACCCAUGGAUUAUUGAUUCAAAAGGACGUCACAGAAAUCUUACUGCCAUAUUAGAUUGGCCAGAAAGUUGUUCUGAUGAAGAAGAGGAAACGGAAUUAGAUAGAGCUUUGGCUGUAAGUGUUUUUGGUCAAUGUAAAAUGGAAAAUUGUAAUAAGGCAAGAGUGAGAAAUCCUCGAACUUCUAAAUUUCAUGAGUAUUGUAGUUUGAGAUGUAAAAAUAGUCACAAAACAUUGCUAGAAGAAGCAAAAAAAGAAAAACGCACUAGUAUUGUUGGCACUUUUGCAAUGGAUUUAAUUGUUGCCUUAGAAAUGUCAAGAUUACAAAUGAUAAAAGAUGCUGCACAGCAAAAUAAAAAAAUAUAUAAUGAAUAUGAAGCUGGAUGUAGUAAGGAGUAUACAGAUCUUUUAGAUGAUUCUACUGAUGAUGAUUGUCAACUACAAAUGGCACUACAGAUGUCUUUAGAUGAAAUUUCUUUUGCUAAAUCAAGGGAUAUUACUAAAUCUGAAAGUGAAUCUAAAACAAUGUCCUCAAAAACAUUUCAAGAAAAUGAUCCAAAGAAUAUUCCUAUUCUUUUUUCAAAGUGUAGUAGCAUUAAACUUGAUGAUGGAGUUUUUAAAGUUGGUGAUUUACAUAAAAAUAGUUAUUAUUUGGAUUUUAGUGAAGAUAUUUACAAUCACUUAGAAGGCAAAAGCUUAAGACGUUCAUUAUCAUUUGGAGAUUUACUUUCUCGAAGAGAUUUAUACAAAAACAAUCGGAGAUAUUGUGUAAAUGUGUAUCAUAUGAGCAGUGAUAAUAAAAAUGAGUCAAUUGGUACCAACAAUUUUAAAAUGAAGUAUGAUUUUCAAAUGUUACCUAAAAGAACUGCAUCUAUACUUAUGGAGAUUGAUAGUAAUGGAGAAUGUCAUGCUGUAAAAUCUUUAGAUGACAGCAAUAUUGCUACACCUAUAAGUUCUGAUAAAAAAUUGUGCAAUAUUUUAGCCCAAUUUUAUUGGCAAAAUUCAUCUAAACAAUACAAACAAUUGAAAAAGGUUGGAAAAACUACAGCAAUAGAUAAAUCGGAUGAAACAUUGGAAAAAGAAUUCAAAGAUAUGGAAAAUCAAUUUAAACAUAAGCUUAAUAUAAAAAUAGAAAAAUUGAGUAGUCAUUCUGAAGAUAGUGCUGAUAAUGAUAUAUCAGCUGACAUAGAAUCUGACACAGGAAUUCCUAAAUCACCUACUCUAUUUAUAUCUGGUGUAUCUAUUAAUCGUACUCCUGAAACAAAAUCACCUAUUUCAGGUCGAAAAUUAAGAUCUGCUAGUUUAUGUGUUCCAAAAUAUUUACUGAAACCUUUGUAUAAAGGAUCUUCAGCUGACAAUUUGACAUCUUGUAGAGAAUGUAAUAUUAUCCAUACAAAUAAAGCACACUCCUAUCAAACUUUAUUUAAUGAAGAUAGAUUGAGUGCUUCAGCAAAUAUGAUUGAUAAAAGAAAAUGUGUAUUUACAUUUCCCAAGUCCAUGACAGAUGGAGAACUUUUUUCUACAUUGCAUAUUGAUAGAAAUAAACUGAGUUCUUAUGAUUUCCAUGAGGCUUUAUUUCUUAGACAUAAACGUGGCCAAUAUUAAGUGCCAUUUAAUAAUUUAAUGCCAUUUAGUAUUAUAUAUUUAAUUAAAUUUUACUGUUAACUUUUUUUAUGUUCAUUUUAAUUAAAUAGCUCAAAUUUCUAAUUUUAUUUUUAAAAUGCCAAUCCAAUGAUAUAUAAGCCAUAAAAUUCUACUGCCGAUUUUUUAAGACUUGAUUUUUCUAGUCCAAUUAAUAAAUAUUCUGAAUUUUAGUUAUAAGAUUAAAAAAAAAAUUAGACAUGUAAUUUACAUAGACGUUUUCAAUAUUUUUUAAGUUCCUAAAAGGGUUGCAAAUUAUAUUUAUAAUAAAAUUUGUUUGCCUUUUUUCUGGUUUUAUUUUAUGUAUAAUCAAUAAUAUUCUUAUUAUAUUUUAAAGAAAAAUAUUAAGAAAAUUUUUGUUUUUUAGUAGUUAAAAGUGUUUUUAGCUUUUUUUACUUUUUGUAACCCUAUUUCCUAAAUAGUUAUAACAAUUGUAACAAAUAGUCUGAAUUAAAAAAAUAACCUUUUAGCUUUAGUGUGAAAAAACAAGGCCACAAAACAGUUAAUAAAAUAUGUAAUGAUA